Messenger RNA from Pocillopora damicornis (cauliflower coral), 1781 nucleotides. Its product is annotated as microfibril-associated glycoprotein 4. NCBI's taxonomy places the organism in Eukaryota, Metazoa, Cnidaria, Anthozoa, Scleractinia, Pocilloporidae. Gene Ontology annotation, molecular function: calcium ion binding. The record is from RefSeq and is a predicted model, not a curated record.
UAUAUAGCACGUUUCACGGGCGUCCCGUUUGUAAGACUGCUUGGAACAAAGCCAAGCAAAAUUCACCAUGCCUGUCUUUGCUUUGUUCAUGAACUACAUGUCCCGUUGCACGUAUCGUGUUAUAACCCGCGUGCCCCUAUAAUUACAUGCUCCCUGUUUUUCUGUGGAUGGCUACAUAAGUGUAGAUAUGUGAAGCAUUAAAUUCCGGUUUUCAUUUCAGUUAGGAAAAAACCACGAUGGUGGUCCAAGGGUUCUUUCAUUUGCCAGUUUUCCUCUCCCUGUUGGUAUUCUUUCAUUCAGUAUUUACACAGUACCACCGUGAUACUCGCGAAGACUCCAUCUUUGGGAUGAUGUUACAAAAUCACAUCUUUAAAACAAUCACCAGAGCUGCAUUCGGCGAUGAGUGUUUACGGGAAUGUUAUCAUGACAUCAGAUGCCAAAGCUUUAACUAUGUCUUCACCCAAGAUAAGUGUGAGCUGAGUAAUCGUACAAAGGAAGCCAGGCCUGAAGAUUUUGUGCCCAACUCUGAGAGAUAUUACUUCAGACGAGACAUGAAUAGAGUAAUCCUCGGUGCCAUUCCAGAGCUUCCUGCAGACUCGUGCAAGGAAAUCAAGGCCAGUGGAGGUGGACAAGCAGUCAGUGGUUAUUACUGGGUGAAUCUCAUUAAGAGAGCAGUUCUACUUCACUGUGACAUGAAGAUCGAAGAUGCUGACGAAUGCAAUGCCUCUAUCAAUUUUUGUGACGCUAACGCUGAUUGCAAGAACACUCUGGGUUCAUACAGUUGUUCAUGCAAAGCCGGAUUCCUGGGUGAUGGAAAAACUUGUAGAGAUAUUGAUGAGUGUAGUGCUUCUAUUCGGGUGUGCAACAUAAAUGCCGACUGCCACAACACUCUUGGCUCUUAUAGCUGCUCCUGUAAGCCUGGAUUUACUGGUAAUGGAAUGACAUGUGCAAAGCGAGAUGCUAAAAACUGUGCUGAUAAGUAUAAUUCAGGCAAACGAAGCAAUGGCGUCUACUCCAUCAAUCCGGACAUUUCAGGUGCCUUCAGUGUUUUCUGUGACCAAACAGCAGCUGGUGGGGGGUGGACUGUGUUCCAGAAGAGACUGGACGGCUCUGUUGACUUCUAUCUCAACUGGAUUAACUACAAAACUGGCUUUGGUAGCUUGAAUGGGGAGUUUUGGCUUGGACUGGACAAAAUACACCGCCUUACUAACAGCAGUAAUUACAAGCUUCGUGUUGAUUUGGAAGACAUGUCGGGAAAUACAGCCUAUGCCGAGUACAAUGUCUUUACGGUUGGCAAUGAGGCAACAAAGUACCAACUGAACGUCAGAAAUUACUCGGGAAACGCUAGUGACUCGCUGGCUAACCAUAAUGGUUAUCCAUUCAUGACAAAAGAUAUUUCCUCUUCCAAUUGUGCUGUGACCUAUAAAGGAGCUUGGUGGUAUUAUAGUUGCUACGAAAGCAGCCUAAAUGGUGUUUACCAUAAUGGAGAACUUCCGCCGAAAACAGAAAAACUUAGCCAUGCCAUAGACUGCAACAUUGUUGGAAAAGUGGUGGUGGAGGCGGAUUUUAUUACAGUGGAAAAAGUGGAAGGAAUUAUGGUGGAACCACGGGAAAAGGUGGAGAGAGCGGUAAGGGAUAUCUGGAUGGAGCGUUGGGUGGUGGAAUCACGAUUAAAGAUGUUGUGGGUGGGUUUGGUGGUGGUGGUGGCGGAGUACAUAAAUAUAGCCAAGGAGGAGGAGGAGGUGGGUACUCUGGUGGAAGAAGUGGAGCCAAUGCAAUGA